Messenger RNA from Corylus avellana, 1924 nucleotides. Its product is annotated as 3-deoxy-manno-octulosonate cytidylyltransferase, mitochondrial. Gene Ontology annotation, cellular component: cytosol. NCBI's taxonomy places the organism in Eukaryota, Viridiplantae, Streptophyta, Magnoliopsida, Fagales, Betulaceae. Gene Ontology annotation, molecular function: 3-deoxy-manno-octulosonate cytidylyltransferase activity. The record is from RefSeq and is a predicted model, not a curated record.
GCUACACACGACAGGCCAAAAACGAAACUGUUUCAAUUCCCGCCCUACGAAGCUUCCUCCAAUUGCAGGGCUAUAAACACGCGCGGGAACCGUCACUUUCACCACACGCGCCACUUCCCUCUACGUCCCCGAGCAAUCCCAGCGGCAAACAACUGAACCAUGAGUCCCACAUCGAGCACCACCUCUGCCUCUUCCUCUUCCUCUUCCUUCGGCUCGAACAGCACCACCAGUUCAUGGCUCGUGCACGGCCUACUCUCUGGAGCUGCCAUAGCGGCCGCAGCUGGGGCUUACGUGGUGAUAUCCACGCGCCGAUCCGCAAAGUUUCGGAGCCGGGUGGUUGGAAUCAUACCGGCUCGUUUCAGCUCCUCCAGAUUCCAAGGCAAACCACUGGUCCCAAUCCUCGGAAAACCCAUGAUUCAGAGAACAUGGGAAAGAGCCAAACUUGCUACCUCACUAAACAAACUCUUUGUGGCCACCGACGAUGAGAGGAUAGCAGAAAUCUGUUUAGGGUUUGGAGCUGAUGUGAUAAUGACAUCAGAAUCCUGCCGUAAUGGAACUGAACGCUGCAGCGAGGCACUUCAAAAGCUUCGAAAGAAAUUUGACAUUGUUGUAAACAUUCAAGGGGAUGAGCCUCUAAUGGAGCCCGAGAUAAUAGAUGGGGUUGUCAAAGCUCUGCAGGCAGCCCCAGAUGCUGUAUUCAGCACUGCAGUUACAUCUUUGAAACCAGAAGAUGCAUCUGAUCCAAAUCGAGUGAAAUGUGUGGUGGAUACUCAUGGAUAUGCAAUCUAUUUUUCAAGGGGUCUGAUCCCAUAUAACAAGUCAGGGAAGGUCAAUCCACACUUCCCAUAUUUACUUCAUCUUGGAAUCCAGAGCUAUGAUGCACAGUUUUUAAAGAUAUAUCCAGAGCUUUCAUCUACUCCAUUGCAACUAGAAGAAGAUUUAGAGCAGCUUAAAGUCCUUGAGAAUGGGUAUAAGAUGAAGGUGAUCAAGGUUGACCAUGAUGCUCAUGGGGUGGACACUCCAAAAGAUGUGGAGAAGAUAGAAUCUCUUAUGCGGGAAAGAAAUUUGUCUUAGUUCUUAGCCAAAAAGUAGUAGAAGAAAGAGAGAACUUACUUAUAUAAUGGGAACUAGCAGGAUUCACAAGUUCUUGUGGCGGAUUCAGUAGCCCUUCACUCUAAUAAAGUUUAGACUUCAGACCCCAUCAUUUUGCUUCUCUAAUUUUAGAGGCGUAUCCCAAGCCCCUUUGUACUGGUUCUCUUGCCUGUUUUAAGGGACAAGGAUUCCCUAGAAUUCUUAGGUAUAUUUUUGUGUGAAUUUCAUCAAAUCUCAACAUCUGGAAUUUAAUGGUUGAAAUUUGGCUAAAUCAAUGCUUAUCACUUGCAAUAUAUAUAUAUAGUAACUGCUCAGGGGAAAAAAAAAGUUAUAACUAUUUACUCGUUAAAAGUGAUAGCUACUGAUAGAAAUAGUCGUUGAUAUGACAAAAUAUCAACCAUUGAAUUUCAAACCAAUGGUCGAGAUUUGAAGAAAUAUACUCAAUAUAAUUCUAGGAACAUGAAUGAACAUGAGACAUAGUGGCAAAGGCAAAGAAUUAGUUAUGGGAAACCAUCAAUGAUUAAGCUGAUAUAUUGUACUAAUACCAGUCUUUUAUACCACUAGUAAUGUUACUUUUCAUACUCAUUUCACAUCAGCUGACACGGAGUAUUUUACAUAGAUUUCCUUUUGUUUUUUUAAGUGACUAACAUAUGAAGCCACUUAAAACAUGCCACGUCAGCUAAUGUGAAAUAUGUGUGAUAAAUAAAUGAGGAGUCGCAGUACUCUUCUACCACAUAUACCUAUUGGCUAUAAUGCUUUGAGAAGGGUAAAAAUUUAAGAGAACAUAGACAUAGGCACACAAAUACUUAUUUAAGGAAAUGAUUAAUCGGAG